UUUUGCUAAUUUGACUUGUUGCGUUUCAGUGCACUCCAACUGUGUAUCCCGCCGAGCCAUUCGAUGCAAACGCGGACGCCACUAUCUUGCGUAAAGCGAUGAAGGGAUUCGGCACGGACGAGAAGGCGAUUAUCGACGUGCUUACAAAGAGAGGCAUUGUACAGAGACUGGAGAUCGCGGAGGCGUUCAAGACCAUGUACGGAAAAGAUCUGAUCAGCGAUUUGAAGAGCGAGCUGACUGGAAAACUGGAGGAUGUCAUUGUUGCCCUUAUGACCCCGUUGCCCCAUUACUAUGCCAAAGAGCUGCACGACGCGAUUAGCGGUAUGGGUACUGAUGAGGAAGCAAUUGUCGAGAUUCUGUGCACUCUCAGCAACUAUGGCAUCCGUACGAUCGCCACGUUUUACGAAAAUUUGUACGGCAAAAGCCUUGAGAGCGAUUUGGAGGGCGAUACAUCGGGCCAUUUCAAGAGAUUGCUAGUAUCCCUCGUGCAGGCAAACAGAGAUGAAAAUCAAGCGAUCGAUCAGGCUCAAGCGGUCGCUGAUGCUCAAGCGUUAUACGAAGCUGGUGAAAAACAAUGGGGAACAGACGAAUCUCAAUUCAAUGCAAUCUUGGUAUCUCGCAGCUAUCAGCAACUGCGACAAACGUUUAUCGAGUAUGAGAAACUAUCGGGACAUGACGUAGAGGUUGCCAUAAAGAAGGAAUUUUCUGGCAACAUCGAGAAAGGCUUACUUGGAAUAGUGAAAUGCGUCAAGUCAAAAGUUGGAUUUUUCGCUGAGCGUCUGUACGCCAGUAUGCACGGCAUAGGUACGAAGGAUCGGACACUAAUCCGUAUCAUUGUGUCUCGAAGUGAAAUCGAUUUGGGAGAUAUUAAAAAGGCAUUCGAAGAACGCUACGGAAAGUCAUUGGAGAGCUGGAUAGCUGGAGACACUUCGGGAGAUUACAAGAAGGCACUUCUUUCCUUGGUCUCCACAUAAUUUUGAUGAAGCUGUUAAGGGUCCAGGUGCACACUUGCCUAUUAAUGCAUUAUCUACGAAAAACAACUUUAUAUAUUUCUACAUGGAUUCCAGCUUAAUAUUGUUUAGUGUACUAAUGAGGAAUUAGAAAAGGUACAUAGCUGCAUUUUUGAAUACUUAUCAUUUUUGUAAUACUUUUUUGAAAUUUUUACUUUGUAAGUAGGCCAGUAAAACUUUAUGACGUUCUGCGUUCCAAUCUCGUUCACAUAUACAUAAAUUAUAUUUAAUUAAAUUAUAUUUUAUAUAUUCUUAUUUUUAUCAAAAGAUUUACAUAAAGAAUCUCAAAGUGUAAAAGAGUGAGAAAUAAUUGAGAAAUCAAUGAAAA
Molecule: messenger RNA, 1338 nt
Organism: Temnothorax curvispinosus
Lineage: Eukaryota; Metazoa; Arthropoda; Insecta; Hymenoptera; Formicidae
Product: annexin B9-like
Exons: 5
Coding region: 99-974 (291 amino acids)
Cellular component (GO): cytoplasm
Molecular function (GO): calcium-dependent phospholipid binding; calcium ion binding
Source: RefSeq, a predicted model, not a curated record